AGAGAGUAACAAACACAAAAAAGAAAGAGGAGAGAUAAGGACAAUAGAGGUUUGACAGGAAAGAAGCAGCAAACUACACCAGAGCACGCGCCAACCACCCAUAAAUCCUCUCUUCUCUGACCCACAAACUACAUUCAUCAUAGAAAGUCACGUCCUGAACAUAACAACAACACCAAUAACAGCACCAACAACAGUAUCAACGAUAACAACAACAACAACGACAACCAUCAUCAUAAGCAGCACCAACAGCACACCAACACAAGCUGCAGUCUCCGGCUCGUCCAUGACCCCCCUGACCUCUGACCCCAUGACCUCAGACCUUAUGUCCCCGCCCCCGAUCCCCCCUGACGCCGCCAUGACACCGGAAGAGUCGGCCCUCCGUCUGUCCUACCUGGUCCUCGUCUCCCUGACCAGCGCCUUCGGGAACCUUCUCGUCCUGGUGGCCCUCUGUCGCUUCCGGUCACUUCGCCGGUCAGCCAACCUGAUGUUGUCGUCGCUCGCCGUGGCGGACUUCCUGGUAGGGACGAUAACCGUGCCCCUGUACAUCGCCUGGACGGCUCGUCCGGGCAUCUUUGACCGCUCCUCCUUCAUGUGCGCCCUGGUCCUGCUCAGUUGUCUGCUCCUGGUCACUGCCUCUCAUCUCAGCCUGCUCUUCCUCAGGGGACACAUAAAUGUCAGUCCAACCCAGAAUCGACUAAUAAUACAAUGCUACAAUUUACUUGUACUCUUCAGCUUCGAGCAGUACUUUGCCGUGUGCCAGCCGUUCAAACACCGAGACUUCGUGAUCUGCUACCCGUGGAUCCACCAAGUGGCUAUCGUGCUCAUCUGGUUCUUCAGCGCGGUCUUCACGGGGAUCUCUUCCUUCGCCAUCGACACAGGUGGCCACACGUGCAGCUAUUACGGCAAGUUUAACCACACCUUCCUCCUCGUCUCCUCUGUCUGCGGCGUGCUCGGGCCACUCGUUCUCAUCGUCGUCCUCAACGUUCGCGUUCUCUGCGAGGCGCAGAAUCAGGAUAAGCGGAGACAGUCCCUCACCUACGUCACCUCCAAUUCCUUGUCCUUCUUCUCUGGAGGUGGUAGUCCGAGAGAGAAGAAGGAGAGGCAAGACUCCAGUCUGUGGAGGAACGAACUGUUGGAGGAGACAACAACAGCGGCAAACACGACGACGACGACGUGUGGAUGUAUCAGUGGAGAUAAGAGAUGUCUGCCUCAGCUCACGUCUGCCGCUCUUUGUCUCUCCAUUUUCUUCUCCCGGCUGGUCAGGGGGAGAGCAGAAAGGGGUCCAGGCAGGGCGAGAAAGGCGGGAGUUGCGUUCUCCCAUAGACACUUUGGCCAGCUCGACUCGGACACCUCAGCGCUGCACAACUGUGCCAGCAACGACGGACUUCCGGUACUCUCUAAACUUCCCACGCCCUCUACCUCGUCUACCGGCGUCUCCAAUGACAACUGCGCUCUGAUUAGAGACGCUGCUACGUCACAGGCUGGCAAACCAAUCAGAAUCAGGAACAGCUCCGGCGGCGUAGAAGCGUUCGCAGAGGAGAUGCUCGAUCCAUCGCGCUUUCGUCUCCCGAGUCAUGGUGAACUCAUCGAGGAGAUAGUGGGGCCCUCCUACUCUCGUAUCCCAAAUCCAGGUGAACUCGCCGAGGAGAUGCUCGAUCCGUCGUACUCUUGUAUCUCGAGUCAUGAUGAACUAGCCGAAGGAAUGCUCGGUCCAUCGCCAUCUCGUAUUUCCCGUGAACUCGCCGAGGGGAUGUUCGGUCCCUCGUACUCUCGUAUCUCGGGUUCUGGUGAACUCACGAGUCAGGAGCAGGAAGGUUCCGGUAGAAGUACAGACACCAGUGGCUCUGACUCGGGAAUCUUUAACUUUACGGGAGAUCAGUGCGACCCCAGUCCUACCUACGGAAACGACAGCCACCAUUUUGUUGUGGAGAUUGUAGAGACUAGAGCAAUGCAUGUCCUUGGGGGAUCUUGUUCUAACAUGCUCUCAGCUGAAAACGUCUCUGAUUCAAAUAUUCUAUCUGCUCAAAGCACUUCUUGUUCAAAUAUGCUGUCUGCAGGAAGCGCUUCUUGUUCAAAUAUUAUGCUGUCUGCAGGAAGCGCUUCUUGUUCAAAUAUGCUGUCUGCUCAUAGCACUUAUUAUUCGAAUGUUCGAUCUGCUCAGAGCACAUCUUGUUCAAAUAUGCUUUCUGUUGGAAGCGCUUCUUGUUCAAAUAUACUUUCUGCUCACACCACAUCCAGUUUUCUCACGACUGACAGCACGUCUGGCUCAAACACGCUGACCACAGACAGCGCACAUAACUGUCAGCUGUAUCCUGGCGAGAUCUCAGGCUGUGUUACUGAUCUCCCAGGUUCAAACCCUGACGGAGUAGACCCACCCUCACAGCCGUACCCCGGAGACACAAACCCGUGCGGGAGGACCGCGACGGGAAACACUUGUAAAAAACACGCCAAGCGGUACAGAGCUUGGUCUACGACAGACGAUCUCAUGUCCAACAACCUGGCGCUCAUUCGUCCCAACUGCCGAAGACAUUCGGAGGGGGCGCUGCUAGAUGGAAAGACUGAGCUGGGAACAGCGGCCAUAAACCGGUCAUUGGAAGCGGAGAGGUUUUGUCAAGGUUGUAUGGUGGGUCAUCAGGAAACGCCGAGGAUGGAUGAAAGUGCGUUUGUCCGGAGCCUAGCAGAGAGGAGAGGGAUGUCUGUUGGGCCAGUCAAUAUUUCUUGCGCUGAGAAUAACGAAAGGAUGUCUCCGAGACGUGGGCUCACUUUUUAUCCUGAGGUUGAACAAUGUCAGUUUUCUGAAGAAGACCACAUGGAAGAACAUGACGGUGCGUCUAUCGUUGACUGUGCGGGGCAGCCUCUGUUAUGUGAGAACUCGUGUACACCGCGUAUGAAUACUCGUCACGGCUAUUCCCACUCUAGUCGUAAUAACCCAUUUCACCAGGACUAUCCCCACACUCGUGGAAAUAACUCAUGUUUCGUGGACUACCCCCAAGCACGUGGGAAUAACCCAAACUGCCAGGACUAUCCCCACAUUAGAGGUAAUAACGAACGUUUCCUCCUGGACUAUCCCCACACCUCCACCAACAACUCAUGUCGCCGCUCUGUGCGUCUCAAGCCUGUUUCUCCCUGGGCUACGAUUCCACACAAGGGUCGUACAAAUAAUGGUUUUUCCCUCAACGACAGAACAUCAAGGGUGAACUUUGACUGCGGCUCCAUAAAUUAUAACACUAACAGUAAUAAUAAUAGCGAUAAUGAUAAUGAUAAUGGUGGUGAUAACUAUGAUAUAAGGCAGGCAGACGUGGAGACAACAACAACAACAGCAACAACAACAACAGCAGAUGCUCUCGUCUCGCAACAACCCCGCAGGUCGACCGUUCACUUCAGCACCGACGGCUUCUCCCGACUCCCAACGAUGACGCCCCCCUCUCGUGGCUACUCGUCGGCCGCUUUCGGAAACACUCGGAGCUCCAAUCACGACGCCUCCCGGCCACGAACAACUUUCACCCUCCCCCGGGGAGACUCGGCUCUGUUCAGAGACCACCAUGCCAAGGACACUGGCGACGACUUCUACUCUCGACUGCGGUCCCCUCAGUCUAGGAGAGAGUCCAACGUUUUCAGAGACGCGCGCGGAGACUCUAACUACUACUUCGUGUCUGGACAAAUAGCCAAGAUGGUGGCGCUGGUGUGCGCGUCGUUCAUCCUGGCCUGGUUCCCGUUCGCUGUCGUCAUCAUUAUCAACAUCAUCUGCUCGCACUGCCAUCUGGACUACUUUCUCAAUGCCGUCAUCAUGAUCGCCUUCACCAAGUCGGUUUCGAACCCGGUCAUUUACGCGCUGUGUCGAGUGGGGUUCCGUCGAGCCUACAGUAACGUCCUGAGGUCCGUCUUCCUGGGUAUCUGCUGUCGGGGAGAAGGGAGAGGGAGUAGCCGCAACAGAGUGUACGGUGACGUCAGCUAUCGGAGAAAGUCGCGAUCCUGUUCGAUAUCGAGCUCUCUGUACUACCACUGACAAACACGCACACACACACAC
Messenger RNA from Aplysia californica (California sea hare), 4027 nucleotides. RefSeq lists its product as uncharacterized. Gene Ontology annotation, molecular function: G protein-coupled receptor activity. Bases 284 to 4006 code for a protein of 1240 amino acids. Lineage: Eukaryota; Metazoa; Mollusca; Gastropoda; Aplysiida; Aplysiidae. Gene Ontology annotation, cellular component: membrane. Gene Ontology annotation, biological process: adenylate cyclase-activating adrenergic receptor signaling pathway. The transcript is spliced from 2 exons. The record is from RefSeq and is a predicted model, not a curated record.